Messenger RNA from Eublepharis macularius, 2116 nucleotides. It is a transcript of the gene ARL6IP5, whose product is annotated as ADP ribosylation factor like GTPase 6 interacting protein 5. The coding region runs from base 226 to 792 and encodes 188 amino acids. NCBI's taxonomy places the organism in Eukaryota, Metazoa, Chordata, Lepidosauria, Squamata, Eublepharidae. Gene Ontology annotation, biological process: negative regulation of transport. The transcript is spliced from 3 exons. Gene Ontology annotation, cellular component: membrane. The record is from RefSeq and is a predicted model, not a curated record.
UGGACUCUUUUUGAUUUUGCUACUACAGACUAACACGGCUAACUCCUCUGGAUCACAGUUCUCUGCGUGUUGGGGAAAUAAAACGCCCUCCCGCGAGGGCCCUCUUUUGCUAACGGUGCCGGCAACCACAAAGCCAACCCCGCUCAGCUGGUCGGCGCGGAGCUCUUUAACCCUGCCCGGGUGACGCGUUGCCGUUGCCGCAGGACUCCGGAUGGGCGAGCCGUCAUGGACGUGCAAGUGGCGCCGCUGAGAUCCUGGGACGACUUCAUCCCCGGCCACGACCGCUUCGCGCUGCCGGAUUUCAAAGACGUUUCCAAAUGGAACAACCGGGUCGUCAGCAAUCUGGUUUAUUACCAGACCAAUUAUCUGAUCGUGGCCGCCACCGUGAUCUCCAUAGUGGGAUUUCUGAGUCCACUGAACAUGAUCCUUGGUGGCACUGUGGUAGUCCUGGUGUUUACAGGCUUUGUGUGGGCAUCCCACAACAAACAGUUUAUUCGCAAGUUUAAGAAGCAGUAUCCAGCCACAUUUGUCAUAGCCAUCAUUCUGUCAAGCUAUUUCCUGAUAUCCUUUUUUGGAGGUGUCAUGGUGUUCAUAUUUGGAAUCACAUUUCCUCUGCUGUUGAUGUUUAUUCAUGCUUCUCUGAGGCUUCGGAAUAUAAAGAACAAACUGGAAAAUAAGAUGGAAGGUGUAGGGCUGAAGAAGACUCCAAUGGGUAUCGUCCUGGAUCUUCUUGAACAACAAGAAGAAGGCAUUAACAAACUAGCUGACUACCUAGCUAAAGUGAAGGAAUAAAUCUGCAUGCUGCUCAGUGUUUUUUUUUAUUGGCAAAUUGGUUGGUCUUGUCCAAGCUAACUUAUCAGUGUAUGCUGGGGGAUGGGGGGGGCGGGGGAAUACAAGAGACUAUAAAGAUAAAAUAUAUCACCUGCUCUUCAGAGCUGUUCUGACCAGGGUGGGGAGGAGAUAGUAACUUUUCUGUAACAUGUUAAAAUGCUUCUGACUCAAAUGCAUUUGGUAGUUCAUAGCACUCGCUUGUUUUCAGGGAAACAAUGGGGAAGAAAUGCUUUCUCUAAAAACCCUUUCCUCCUUUUAGUUUUUUUUUCUGAAGUGUAUACUUUACUCGAUAAUGCACUAAACGCAAGCAGUCCCUUUUUUAACUGCCUGUCUAACAAAGGCACUGUUACCUACAUCCAAAACUACUAAGGCUGGAGACUAUUAAUUUUAAAUGGACCUCUUUAAUGCUCUUUGUUUCCAAAUAGAGAAGUGGCGGGGGGGGGGGGACCUUGGUUUAGCCACAUAAGGUACAUUUUGUUAAUUGUGACAAAUCUGUAUCUUUCUCCUGUUUACAAAGCAGCUUUUUUCUGAUUCCAGGUCUGCUUAGAUAAUAUCUAACAAAUAGACAUUCCUUAAGUACACCGAUGCAGAAUCAUAGUAACAUUGGCCCCGGUGGGGGGGAGGGGGUAAUAGCAAGAAGAAUGCUGUUUUGUGCAUGCCACAUCCAACUGUUACAUAGAUGCUUUAGUAUACAUGUAGUGGGACAUGUUAGGUAUUUAAAAUUACUCUGCCAGUGCUAGUUAUCUGCUAUUUAACAGAAUUAUGGCUUUUAAGAAGUUUUGGUCACCAUUGGUAUAUUUAUAGAAAUACCUUUUACACAAUAAAUGAACUGGAAAUACCUUCCUCAGAUUCUCUAAUUUUGUUUGUCCAUGCAUCAUACUAGCAGUGAAGGUAUCUAGGCUUUUCCCCUAUGGGGGUGGGCAUUCUAGGCCACCCUUUACACAUAUUUCAUGCACCUUUUAUUAUUAAUUUUCUUUUUUGCGUCAAAGGCAGCUAUAUAGUUCUGCCUUCAGUAACAGCUGAAUUUUAGGGGGGAAAGAUGUGUUCCAUUAUUGCUUCCUGCUUCUAUUUUUUACUCCUUUUCUGAUGCAGUUUGUGCAGUGACUACUCUUAUUUCCAGAAGAGAAACUCCUAAUGUGAUUUUUAGGCCUAGUUAGGCUGAUGCCUUUUUGCCUCCCCCCUUGCUUCCUCAGAAUUGAGACUUGCAACAUCUCAUUCCAUAUAUAAAUUAUAAAAUGAACAGUAUUUUGUUGAGGAUAUGUUUUCAAUGUAUUCUAUAUUUUUU